Messenger RNA from Adineta ricciae, 945 nucleotides. Lineage: Eukaryota; Metazoa; Rotifera; Eurotatoria; Adinetida; Adinetidae. The record is from the annotation of a GenBank genome assembly.
AUGGACUUACAAUUUCGAUAUUUUCAGCAACAUCGAAUUGAUACUCAACUGUUGAAGUCUUCAUCUUUCAUUCAAGCUCUUCGAAUGAUCGAAAUCACGAUAGCUAAUCCUAAUCUUUCGGUAAAAUUCGCGCAAACGUGUGUUCAAUCUCUUCGCAAUGAGCCAUUAUUUGAUCUAAGUGAAUCUCUCAAACAUAUUCGCACAAUUUACCGACAUCAAUGUACAGUUCUUCAAAAUAUUCGCUUGAAAAUCGAUUCAUUUGCCGAUAACUGGUCGACAUUUACUCUUGGUCAUCGACAUCGUUCGUCAUUCGAUAGAAUUACGAUGGACAAAUCUCUUAUCGAUGGAUCAAUCGAUAUCAAUGAGAAUGAUAGCGAAAUCUAUUCCCGUUUAGUUUUUUUCUUCUAUGCCAAAUUACUUCAUGAAAUUGCUCAUGCUUGUCUUGCGGAAAUGGGUCGUCAGAUGCCAUCUGGCGAUUAUGAUGAACGAUUUUCUUCACCAGCCACCCAUGCACUGACUGGAGAAGCUGGUGAUGCCAUCGAAAGACAUUUUUUCGGCUCAGUGGUCGACGCGGUUGGUGAUUACUCAGGCGUAGAAAAGAAUGUUUUCAAGAUCAAUCACGUCAUUCUUAGAGAAAGAAGAAAUAAACAAGAAAUAACAACCGAUUAUUUAUUAUAUUUCAAGAAACUCAACUUGGCUGUGAUUGAAUCAAUACCAAUGAUAUUAACCCAAGUUCUCUCGUCGACAGCAGUUCCUCGGAAAAGAAAACGCCAAUCAAAGGAUCGAACAACACCAAGGAUAACACGAAUGAAUGAAACUCCAUCAACUACAUGCGGAUGGGGUCCGGAUGGAAUGAUCGAUGAUGACGACGAAAAUGACGAUGAUCAGCCAUUGUUAGAUGCGAAUGGACAAGAACGCGAUCGAGUGAUUAUGUGGAAAGCAUAA